Molecule: messenger RNA, 720 nt
Organism: Drosophila rhopaloa
Lineage: Eukaryota; Metazoa; Arthropoda; Insecta; Diptera; Drosophilidae
Product: protein lethal(2)k10201
Exons: 1
Coding region: 58-720 (220 amino acids)
Source: RefSeq, a predicted model, not a curated record
AAGACACGUAGGAACCAAAACAAAAACAAACUCUUUGGUUUUAGGGACACAAACAAAAUGGAUUCGGAAGCUGCGCCAUCGGAAUUUCUGUCCACAGAACAAAUCCUUAAGAUUCUAAGCGAAACGCCAGCGGGAUUUAUAAAAGCCACCGAUCCGCCCUCGCCAAUCCUGCCGCCCUUCAAGAAACUGGGAGUUCUGGUGGAAAUUGAUGAAAUCGUGGGAAUCCAGGAUAAGCCGGCGAAAAUCAGUGACAGCAGGGAUAAGGAGCAAUCCUACAGCUGCGCGGAAUGUCGAAGGAUGCUGCCCACGGCGCACUUACUAGAUUUGCAUAUCACCGAGCAGCACGACUUCUAUUUUGCCGCCAGCGUGGAUCGCGGGGAUAAGCCCAUGUUCUCCUGCUUCCUGGAGGAGUGCACCACCAAGUUCCAUACUCCCCGUCAGCGCAAGGAUCACUGUAUUAUAGUGCACAAGUUUCCGGCCAAUUACCGCUUCGAUCAGGGCAAUGAAAAGCCCAAGGAAAAGCGUCAUCCCAAACACAAGCCCAAUUCCAUGGAGGUGGACGAGCUGCCCGCAGAAACGAAAAGUUUUCCCUAUAUCAAAGCCUUCAGUUUUGGCCACCAAACGCACAGGACAUUCUACACCCGCAAGGAUCACAAAGCCGGCGAAACACUCGAUGAUGUCCAGACCAUGAAGGAUGCUAUCAACGAUAUCCUGGAUUAG